Messenger RNA from Caenorhabditis angaria, 586 nucleotides. Lineage: Eukaryota; Metazoa; Nematoda; Chromadorea; Rhabditida; Rhabditidae. The record is from the annotation of a GenBank genome assembly.
AUGCUAGUGGAAGUUACGGUCGAAAAGAAGAUCGAACAUCGAAGGGACUUGAUACCCCGACAAUUCUUCCAAUAUUUUGGAGAGAGAUGGAAAUCCACGUGGACGUCAUUCCCACGUGGAUAUCGAUUGGAAAAGUCAGAUUGUGAUAUUCGAAUCGGCUCGAUUUUUGUGUGAAGAAUUCAAUCGAUAUUUGCUGGCUCAAAUACUUAUGAUUAUAGCACUGGAAAUUUAAGGUAAUUUCGUUUAAAAUUAUUUUUUGCAUCUGGAAAAAUCAGACAAAUUUUCAGGAAUUCUACAAGUUUCGGAGAAAUCAAGCAAACCAUGGACCUGAUCCCCAUGUGGAACCAAUCAAUUUGGAAUCAAUCAAAAAUUUGGGAAUUGAUACCCCAAAUUAGAAGCGAAAAGCCAAUUUGAAGGUGAGUUUUUUGCUCAAUUUUCCCCCUCAAACUCACUUUUUUCUCCCUUUUUUCGAAAAUUCAAAAAGUGUGCAAACACCGUUGCGCGCUACAGUAAUACAUGUUUAUUUAUUUUUUGGAUUUUUCAGAAGCUGCUGGCUUUGGAUUUGGUGGAAGGAAUCGGGACCUAA